This is a messenger RNA of Impatiens glandulifera, 1478 nucleotides long. RefSeq lists its product as uncharacterized. Gene Ontology annotation, biological process: proteolysis. The transcript has 7 exons. The record is from RefSeq and is a predicted model, not a curated record. The coding region runs from base 84 to 1127 and encodes 347 amino acids. Gene Ontology annotation, molecular function: ATP binding; ATP-dependent peptidase activity; metalloendopeptidase activity. Lineage: Eukaryota; Viridiplantae; Streptophyta; Magnoliopsida; Ericales; Balsaminaceae.
GGAGGCAGCCAUGAAAAGAGAGAGAGAGGCUACAUGUUGUCUAUUUUGCUUCACGCUCUCAAUAAUAAUUUGACUACAUUUGAAUGGCCUUUGCUGCCAACUAUACCGUAGUGACAUCUCCGUCGUUGGUUCGCCCCACUCCGGCCAGUUUCCGUGUGGUGUGUGGAUUGCGGCGGCAAGUCUUAGAACAAGUCGAUGCGGAGCUUGUGAAGGGGGAUGACAGAGCCGCACUCUCUCUCAUCAGGGAUUUACUGGGGAAGCCCGACGGUCUCCGUUGCUUCGGCGCCGCUAGGCAGGUACCCCAGAGGCUUUACACAUUGGACGAGUUGAAACUGAAUGGUAUUGAGACAUCCUCUCUUCUUUCACCAGUGGAUACAACCUUGGGCUCCAUUCAGAGAAACCUGCAACUUGCAGCUCUUUUAGGAGGAAUUUCCACCUGGAAUCUCAUUGGAUUUAGUCCGCAACAACUCUUCUACUUGUCCGUAUGCCUACUAUUUCUGUUGACAUUGGACGCGAUCUCUUUCAAUGGAGGAUUCAGCAACUUGUUUCUUGAUACAAUUGGCCACACCUUCAGUCAGAAGUACCACAAUAGGGUUACUCAACAUGAAGCCGGCCAUUUCUUGAUAGCCUACUUGAUGGGAAUACUUCCAAAGGGGUAUACACUUACGAGCUUAGAUGCUUUUCAAAAGGAAGGAUCACUCAAUGUCCAGGCUGGAACUGCUUUUGUGGACUUUGAGUUUCUUGAAGAGGUAAAUGCUGGUAAAGUUUCAGCAACGAUGCUCAACAGGUUCUCAUGCAUAGCACUUGCAGGCGUUGUAACAGAAUAUCUUCUCUAUGGAUAUGCUGAAGGCGGUCUUACUGAUAUUAACCAGUUGGAUUUCUUGCUGAAAAGCUUGGGGUUCACUCAGAAGAAAGUUGAUUCUCAAGUAAGGUGGUCUGUUCUUAAUACAGUCUUUGUAUUACGUCGGCAUGAAGCAGCACGUUCGAAACUUGCAGAGGCAAUGUCGGAUGGAAGAUCAGUCGGUUUCUGCAUCGAUGUGAUUGAAAACAACAUAAAUGAUGCAGAUUUGCAGAUUCAGCAAACCUCAACUCAAACAACAGGCCAAGAUAUCAUCACUGAUUCUUGAUACCCACAACAGAACUCAAUUUGGUAAAUAUUUCUUCCCCCACUCUUUCCUUUCAUACAUAUGCAUUAUCAUCUAACUAGGGCUUAUUUAAAAACACUCUUGUAUCUGAAUAUGUGUGAGAACAUUAAUGAAUUUUUUGAUAUAAGAGAUUUGGCAGAUUGGGACCGAAAAUUGCGUCUUGUUCAACGUGUUGUUAGUCAACUGUUGUAUUACCAUGAAAUUUGGACUGUCUGCGAAGACUAGUCUUGUAAAAUAUGGCAUGUUUGAACUCUAGUAUUUUGUCGCAGUUACGGUUACGAUCUAAUUGAAAAUUCGUAUAAAGCUAUAAUGGAUAAUGUUUUUUUCUUUGUC